UGUAUUAAAGUGCUCCACUUCCCCGUGCGUCACAACAAACAGAACAAGCAAUGGAUAGGUUUGGACGUUCUCAAGUGACCAGGGUCCCUGCGUACUCCAGGAGUCACCCAAUUAUUCCCCGGUUGUAUGUACCAGAAUGGAAGACAGAUAUGAAAAACAGAAAACUCAUCAUCCAGAAUGCUGAGCUUGGGGGAGUACCACACCAUGAACAUGAUGAGAAUCUGUACCUAGAGAAGAGGGAACAAAUGUCAUAUAAUGUAGAGCCUAGACACAGAAUUAAUCAAAGGUAUCAACUUCCUUCGCGAGCUCAACUAUUACGACCAGAUUUCCACCACGAGACUUCUCGAUACCAAAGUGAAUUGAUGAUGAGAAGGGAUGCCCCACCAACUAAGCUCGAUGUUGAUUACAACUGAACUUGUUGCAUUCCUCAUGACAUUUUUGAUUAAUCAGAUAAUUGGUUUUACUCCCAGACAGUAUCAGUGGGAUGCCUAAACACUCCUUUGCUUUGGAAACGAUAAAACAUUUUGAUAAUCGUUUGGAAAUUUAUCAGCAGUGGAAGCAAAGCAUUUCACUUUAACACCAGCAGAAAAACUUUACUAUGUGGCAGAGGGGAUUCUGCACAUAUAUCAAUCAAUAUUUGCUCCGUGUUUACAAGUAUUUGUUAUUGAUGCUGUUAAGUAAACAAACCAAAUGUUCAAUCAUAAAAUCAAUAAUCUGUUUGAAGAAAUAUAAUUUAUUUAAAGUUAAAGUACCAAACAUGUGAUGGAAGUGUAAUAUAUAGAUAUAAAUGUAUGUACAAUAUAUUUAUGAACAAGGCAAAUAUUUGCUGAUAAAAAUCAUCAUAUAAGGAUUCAUUUGACAGGCAAAUAUAUUUCAAUUUUAAAUCAUGGAUAUUUUACAAGCAAGGCCAUCAAGGUUUAUCCUGAACAAAUGUCACAUUAAUAAACUCUUCAUUCCAUCAUUUACUAGUUGUAUUGUACUGACUGACUUGGUAUGAUAUAUAGAAGACAAACAAACUAUAUAAAUUACACAGGCACAACAAUUACUUUUAUAAUGGUAGACAUGUUCUACUAUACAAACAGUUUCAUAAUUUGUACUUUACGCCUCAAAUGUAAAAUUAUUUCACACAAACUUCUAAAUGUAAUUUGAGAAAACAAAAUCUGAACUAUGGUAUUUUACUGGGCUAUAUAAUAAUAAAAGCUCAUGCUCCAUGAAAACAUCCACACCAAUAACUUAUAUUUAAUUUGAUCA
This is a messenger RNA of Lingula anatina, 1251 nucleotides long. RefSeq lists its product as uncharacterized. NCBI's taxonomy places the organism in Eukaryota, Metazoa, Brachiopoda, Lingulata, Lingulida, Lingulidae. The record is from RefSeq and is a predicted model, not a curated record.